AUGGCUACCAGUGAGAAGCGAACAAAUCUCUGGUCGCUCAGGACGUCUUUGAUUCUGGAGCAAGGCGACGCGUGUAAGACUCGCCAUAGAGAUUAUCUGAGACUGUGUACUUGCAACGCGAGAACAGUUUCCAUAGACGUUGACCUGCUCGCCCUUCUCGGAGCUGCAAUGCGUCUCAAAUUUCACGUGAUUGCCCUGCAGGAGACUAAGUGCAGAAGGAGCGACGUACGACAAGGUACACUCGUCAUUCGUAGAGAGAAAGUUCCGUCGCGAAAUGUAGGCGGUGUUGGUUUUGUUCUUGUCGAGAUCCUGUCACCUAUUUUGGCCAUUCUUCCCCUCCGUCCUCUGCGCCAAAAACCUUUUGGCAUCAUCAACUGCUACUCACCAUCGUCAGCAGCUAAUGAAUCCGAAUUGGACUCGUUUUAUAAGGAGGAAAUGGAAAUGAUCUGCAACGAGAAAUUCUUCUCCAAUUUCGUUGUCGUGAACUUCAAUGCAAAAUUAGGGAACGCUACAGGAGAGGAGUACAGGAUCGGAAGAUUUGGACUGGAGGACCGGAAUUAA
Necator americanus (New World hookworm) is the source of this 561-nucleotide messenger RNA. RefSeq lists its product as uncharacterized. The transcript has a single exon. The record is from RefSeq and is a predicted model, not a curated record. Lineage: Eukaryota; Metazoa; Nematoda; Chromadorea; Rhabditida; Ancylostomatidae. Bases 1 to 561 code for a protein of 186 amino acids.